Aegilops tauschii subsp. strangulata is the source of this 1383-nucleotide messenger RNA. RefSeq names its product probable E3 ubiquitin-protein ligase RHB1A. The record is from RefSeq and is a predicted model, not a curated record. Lineage: Eukaryota; Viridiplantae; Streptophyta; Magnoliopsida; Poales; Poaceae. Gene Ontology annotation, molecular function: ubiquitin-protein transferase activity.
AAAGCCCCUCCGGAUCCCGCAAACCGCCGCGCACCACCCCCGCUCUCCCUCCACACAGGAGAGGAGAGGAGAGGAGCACAGGAGAGCCAGGGAGCUCGCUCGCUCGCUCGCUCGGCCCCGGCGGACGGAGAAACCCCACCCCACCACAGCAGCUCGCCGGCCGCCGCCGGACCUUCCUCCGCUUCCCGCCGGUCCGCUCGAAUUCCCGGGCCCUCGCCGCCGCCCGCGCCGGAGGAGAAGGAGGAGGAAGCGGGAGGAGCGUCGGGGUUUUCGCUUGGCUUGCUCCGUCGGUACGGUCUGAGGCCGCGGGUUUUGCUUCGCUUGCUCGGGUUACUCGAGGGUAUGAGAGACGAAAACAACAGCUAGAGGAUAGCCCAGAUUAAGCUCCUUCAUCAAGGAUAGAAUGGGUGGCUGCUGCUGUUGUGCAUCAAGAGCGGAGGCGGAUAGAGCACCGGUUCAUAUCUAUCAUCAGCAAAACCAAGAGGAGCAUGAACCUUUAUCUUCUGCCUUUGACGGGUCAUCUCCAGCUUCUGCUAUAGUCGCAGUUGACACAAAUCUGGACACAUCCACUCCUGACACUUACCGGGCACCACCUGCACCAUUGCCUUAUGAUGUUAGUUUGCCAGUUACAGAAAACCCAGAUCUGGAGAAGUCAGAUAUUAAAAGCAAAACAGAUGAUCAGCAGGAAUCUCUGAAGGUGGAUGAAUACGAAUCAUGUGAAAAAGGUGCCCCUGAAGAUAAGAUUGAGGAGGAGGAUGUUUGCCCUAUCUGCCUUGAAGAAUAUGAUGAAGAAAAUCCCCGCUCUAUCACCAAAUGCGAGCAUCAUUUCCAUCUUUGUUGCAUACUCGAAUGGAUGGAGCGAAGUGAGACUUGCCCAGUCUGUGACCAGAUAACUUUGAUAGAUGAGAUGUAUGAAUAGCAUGUUGACCCUGGUGGAUCCUCUCUAGGAGCUCGUGCGUGCCUACCGAGGAGGUUUAGUACUAGUCCUUUUCUCUAUGGGGAAGUAAAAUCAGCAACUACUCUGCUCCUAAUAUGAUAGGAUGAUCUGGUGGAGCUGCUACUGGAAUGCAUCUUGGGAGAACAAAUGGGAAAUAAUGAAAAACACAAGCAUCAGGAAAUAUGUUACCUAAAAAAACAUCCAUCCCUAUGUUUAUACUAGCAUUUGUGUCGAGCUGUGGCUGUUUAUGGUAACAGGAGGAUUAGCUGGCUGCAUCUGCAACAUGCACUUCAUACUAGUCGAAACUCUGAAUCUAGCUCUCUUUUCCUUUUCAUGCUUUCUGGAUUUUGGGUCGGUGUUUUCUGUGAUUCGUCGAGCGUCUGUAUAAACCAUCACAUACUUACUAGAUAUAGGGUGACAUCAAGUAUAAAAGAACUGGUUCUGAA